Molecule: messenger RNA, 2899 nt
Organism: Pantherophis guttatus
Lineage: Eukaryota; Metazoa; Chordata; Lepidosauria; Squamata; Colubridae
Gene: DCDC2B
Product: doublecortin domain containing 2B
Biological process (GO): intracellular signal transduction
Cellular component (GO): microtubule; microtubule organizing center
Source: RefSeq, a predicted model, not a curated record
AACUUAGAAUCACAAUUGGGAUCAGUUCUGUUGCUAAUCAAGGUGGUUGUUAAAUGAGUCAUGCCUGAUUUUAAAACCUUUUUGCCACGGUGGUUAAGUAAAUUACUGCAGUUAUUAAAUGAAUCACAUGGUUGUUGAAGAAAUCCAGCUUCGCUUGUUGACUUAGCUUUUGGAAAGUUGCAGUUUUACUGUAUGGAAUUCUGGGAGUUGAAGUCCAGAUGUCUUAAAGAUGCUGAGGUUGAGAAAUGUUGCCCUAAAUUGAACAAGGCUACUGCAAUAUUGUAGUGUGAUUUUUAGCCAAAAAUCCUCAGGGUGGAUUACAUUAGACAACAAAAGACAGCCCCGUCUGUGCAAGCUUGAACACUAAAAAAGAGAAAGCAAAAGAAGGCAUUUAAAGAGAGAAGCUCUCCAAAUGGAACUAGUAGCAGAGCGAGGAGUAAUAACUUCUCUGGCAGGACUAGUCAGUCUCAUAAUCUUUAGUUUUUUAAGGGGAUUUGGGAAACUGCAGGAUCUGCAAUGAAUAUGUUGAACAGUGGGGGACAAGAAUGGAGAGGGACCCCUACACACUGGGCACUGUUGCUUUGUUACGGUUUUUAUUUCCUUCCAAAUCCACUUGUGGGUUUUACAGUAUCUGCAAAACAGAUUUGCAUUUUACAUCAGCUGCUCGCCACAACUUCAGAGUCAUUUUGUAGCACUUGCAUUUCCACCCUGCUGGCAGCCCAAGGCCGCUCAUCGUGCCUGGGUGGGAUGUGAAAAGCCCACUGACUGGAAAGCGCUUCACUGUGUGUGGUGGGGUUUAUUACAUUUUUUGUCCAAGAACGAGAUCUCCUUUGAUUGGGGCAACCCUGGCUUAAUUCCCAGCAGCCAUUGGCACUGGAUCGAGCCACGGCAGAAGAGUAGAGAGGAGCAUGUUGUUGUCUUUGUAGUUCCACCUUCAUUAUGGCACAACCUCUGAUCUCAUGGACAGCGGAGCUGACAUCUCUGCUUCCAGGUCUGAGGGGCGUUCCGCUCUCUUUCGAGCGUACCUCCAGAAAAGGGGAGUUUCUGCCACAGACACACCCGAGUCUUUCACCAAGUGGAGGGCACUCCCUCUCUGUUUCCUUGUUGAACCGGCACUAUGGAAACGGCAUAGUUCUCCUCUCAGAAGGCAGCCUGUCACACUCAGAAGAGUAGUGCGGUUUGGCUACAGAAGCCCCCAAGGUGCCCCUCUGCCAGGGAGCUUUCUCAGACAAGCAGCCUGGGGUCUGCAGCCCAGGAGAGAUGGUCUCAAGUACUGUGGCAGUGGCACCCCUUGCCAAGAAUGUGGUGGUCUUUCGCAAUGGGGACCCCUUUUUCCUUGGCCGGAAAUUUGUUGUGAGCCAGCGCCGGUUCCUGACUUUUGAUGCCUUUUUGAAUGAGGUGACCAGCACCAUCCAAGCCCCCGUGGCCAUUAGGAGCAUCUACACACCUCGAGAGGGUCAUCGCAUUGCGGAGCUGAGUGAACUGCAGAACGGGUGCCGAUACGUGGCUGCAGGUUUUGAGCGGUUCAAAAGGCUUGACUAUGCAAAUGCUGGAAUGAAACAGCUGAACAAGCACCAGAAAAAAAAUGGAGCCCAGAAUUAUCCAGGUAUUCCUCAGAAGAUGAUGGUUACUGUAGGAUGGAAGCAGCAAACGAACCUUCCUUGUGUUAUCUACGUUUUCCGCAACGGAGACCUACUGAGCCCCCCCUUCCGAAUGGUCCUGGCCAGGAGCGCCCUGCAGGAAUGGGGCAUCGUCCUUGGGCGCUUGUCAGAAAAGGCAAACCUGUGCACUGGAGCGGUGAAGAAGCUCUGCAAGCUGAAUGGUGACCUCAUCUCCCAGGGGGAGGAACUGGUGAACGGCGAAUAUUAUGUGGCUGUGGGGCUGGAGAAAUACAAAGAUUUGCCUUAUUUUGAACUACUGGUGCCUCCCAAAAUCCCUCAUCGUCCCUUUCGGAACUUUCCUUCUAACAGAAGAAGGAUCUACAAUCGGGGGGUGGUCUGUGAAGACGGAGCCAGUGACUCGGCACUCCUUGAGCCAGCGCAACAGCUGAAACUUUGGCGGGUGCAUUCCACAGGGAUUGUGCCUGCAAGAGACCGUCCAAGUCCCUCUGAAUCCAAGCCAGCCAAGAAAUAUCCUCACCAAGACAAAGUGACAUCCAUCUUCCAUGCCAAGCCAUGCCAGGUUGGACAAGUGAACCAGGUCCCUGGCAACUAUUCUGCCCGAGAAAAUGAAAGUGUUUAUAAAAGGAGAGGGGCAAGGCAGGAGAUGGUGGAUGCGCAGGAAGUUGGAGAAGAUGAAGACACGCAGGUUGAAUUGCCUGUAGACCAGAAAGCUGCAGAGAUUGUGGAAGAGGAAGUUAUAUCAAAGACCAAAGGAGGGCCAUCCACGAAGGUAUUUCAGUGUCUGGCAAGGUAACGUCUUCACAGUAUAGAAGGGAGCAGGUUUGUUUCUUGGUUCUAUGCAAUUUAAGCCAGUCUAAGGAUUUUAACUCUGAGCUACACAUAGUCUCUUCUACUCAAGUGCAAUCUAUUCAGGAGAAAACAAACCAGACAUGGUGCACAUGCCAGCACAAGCUCUUCUCCGAGAUUGAGCAACGGCCUGCUCCCACAUCACCUGGGAGCUCCUUCCCAGAGCGCUCUAAAUACACAUGUUCAUCUGCCUUUGAAGUCAACAGACGUUCUGACAUUUUCAUUCCUUUUACAAUGACAAGACUUUCUCCUCUUCGUAGUGCUUGUGAGUUUGCAGCCACCGAGGAGAAGCUCUCCUGGAUCAGAGAAGUGCCUCUAAUGAAACAGGCCCAGCAAGGUUUGCCAGAGGGAAUAUCUUUAACCAAAUAUGUGGUAGUUUUGUGCAAUUUUUGUUUAUAGAAUUUAUUCUUACAAUAAAUGUAGAAACUCCA